This is a messenger RNA of Neurospora tetraspora, 1095 nucleotides long. RefSeq lists its product as uncharacterized. Lineage: Eukaryota; Fungi; Ascomycota; Sordariomycetes; Sordariales; Sordariaceae. The transcript is spliced from 2 exons. The record is from RefSeq and is a predicted model, not a curated record. Bases 216 to 1046 code for a protein of 276 amino acids.
GUUCCUUCCUCAUAUUAUCAUGAGGGCAUGCGCACACACAAGACGCACACAUAAGUAAAAACAAAAAGAUUUGUCCGAAGGAGGAUGGUUUCAAUUUUUAUCGCAAGGAGCGGAAGUUCACCUGCUACAUUGGAUACCCACGCCAACAUCAACAACCCGCCUUCAAUCAAAUUUCAGACGCACCAGAGAACACCCCAGAGAACGCAACCAGUUUCAUGGAUCAGCAUCAGCGCCCACGCCUCCCCUUCCAGCGGCUUACUCCAGCUCAGGAGAGAAACGCGAAGUUCCAUAAAGCACAUGAACAUGUGCACUCUUGUGCCAAAACAAACGAGCUGGGCAUCCAGCAAAUCCACCUCGAUGCCAUCUGCCCGUUAGGUCGGCCUUGUUCCUACCAAAAGUGCGGCCACGGUGCCCAGCACCUCCAGUUUGUGCCGUGUGCAGCCACGUUCGAGACCAACAAACAAAUGAGAGAACAUUACCGUACACAUGUAAGGACAAUGACAAAGACUCUACCCGAUAGAACGAAGGAGCUGAGCUGUUUCUUCGGCUCUUGCGCCAGCAACCCGGAAGGAGGCAGGCUCAACAGAGGGGGGCCUACCUUCUCUACAGAGGAGGACAGACUCGCCCACAUGUGGGAAGUCCAUCAAGUCUACGCCAAAUGGACGGCCAACGUCGAAUUGUGUAACUAUUGUCAUACAUGGCUUUCAGAGCCAUAUGAAUGGCGUAAGCAUGCGCCAACCCACAUCACCGAGGCAGCAACCAUCAUCGAGCAACAUGGCUACAGCGGAGUGACCACCGGGCGCACCCUCAUGCCCCGGAUUUGCCCGUUCUGCUACCACGACGAAACUAAGCCAGCUCACCAACGUGUGUAUUGCCACGAACGGCAAGGUUAUCCUAAACACAUUGGUGUCCAUUUCGUUGAUAUGGAUAGGACAAAGAAGACGCGGAGAUGCCCAUGCUUUCCAACGUUCUGCAGCUCCCAAAACGAAAUGGACAACUCCGAAAUUGCUGCUUCAUUUGAAGCAUGUUCAUCAUAUCGAAGCUGAUAGGCGUAACCGCUGAUCGACCUGUCAAGCUCUCCGAGGCACUAUCCGG